CUUCGUCUAAUUUCCGGAUAAAUCAAGCACUAGGCCUUCUCUUGUUCACUUUAUCUUCUCGCUUGAAAAUCCGAUUGGGAGCCAAGGUUUCCUUCGAAGAUCCUCUUUUUCCUCUUGGCGAUCGAUCACUUGGAGUUUCGGCUUCUGCUUAAUACCCUGCUUUGUGGAAUUUGAGUAGGCGACACAAGAUGGGUACUCUGCAUGGACGUGCUAUUUGCCCUCCCCUUGUUCAUACAAAGCUUGCAGGCAAUGCUGUUCCUUUGUUGAGCGCUCCUAUAAUAAAGACUAGGAUGCUUAGAAGUGUAUUUAUUGGGACCAAAGGUAGAUGUGAGCAUGUAGUCAAUGGUGGAGUUGGUACUUUCUUCCGUCAGCCCAAAGGAAAGAGGAGGGUGACUGUCUAUUGUACCUUCAGCUCGUCUUCAAAUGAUAAUAAUGGGAGUACAGCAGGGAAUUUCAGAGAAAAUGAUGAAGAUUAUGUGAACUCCAGUGUGAUUGAAGCUGUUGAGGUGAGAAGUGGUUCUGAUGGUUUCUCAAUUAAAAUGCGUGAUGGAAGAAAUCUAAAAUGUGUUCACAACAAUCCACAAGGAGGACAUUUACCAGAUUAUUCGCCUCAUCCUGCUAUUGUUUUGAAGAUGGAAGAUGGAAGCGGCCUUCUUCUUCCUAUCAUUGUUUUGGAGAUGCCAAGUGUGAUGCUAAUGGCUGCAUUGCGAAAUGUUCCAAUUGCAAGACCAACUGUCUACCAAGUACUAAGUGAAAUGGUUGAAAAGAUGGGAUAUGAGGUGCAGCUGGUUAGAGUAACCAAAAGAGUACAUGAGGCAUAUUUUGCUCAACUCUACCUCACUAAGGUCGGGAACGAGAAAGAAUGCGUCAGCUUUGACCUCCGUCCUUCUGAUGCAAUUAAUGUGGCUGUGAGAUGCAAGGUGCCCAUCCAAGUCAACAAACAGCUUGCUUACAGUGAUGGGAUGAGAGUUGUUGAACCCGCCCAACAGGUGGUGCAAGUUCCGCUGUCUGAGGGAUUUUUAAUCACAGAACUUGACAGGCCCGAUGGCCAGUUUUGCAUUGAAGCCAAAGAAUUUGACCUGGUCCGUAACAUGUUAAUUGCUGCUGUUGAGGAAAGAUACAGAGAUGCUGCCCAAUGGAGGGACAAGCUCUUCCAACUCCGCGCCAAGAGAAAGAACUGGGCAUGACAGUUUUUUCGUACAAAGAAUGUACAUAAAGCAACCCUGGCAUGAAAACAAGCAAAUAGUAUGCUGUAUAUGAAUUUAGUUUACUUCUUGUGAAUAUUUCUGUAUAGACAUUCACUAUGUUCAGUCUCAUGGAUCAACUCAUGCCACUAUAUGAACAGUUCCUUGCUACAAACACCAUAUCAUUCAAAGUAUGAAGUUAUAUGUCAUUGUCUUUUGAUUC
Dioscorea cayenensis subsp. rotundata (Guinea yam) is the source of this 1407-nucleotide messenger RNA. RefSeq names its product bifunctional nuclease 2-like. The record is from RefSeq and is a predicted model, not a curated record. NCBI's taxonomy places the organism in Eukaryota, Viridiplantae, Streptophyta, Magnoliopsida, Dioscoreales, Dioscoreaceae. The transcript has 11 exons. Gene Ontology annotation, cellular component: VCB complex; nucleus. Gene Ontology annotation, biological process: protein ubiquitination. Bases 189 to 1187 code for a protein of 332 amino acids. Gene Ontology annotation, molecular function: nuclease activity.